Molecule: messenger RNA, 2445 nt
Organism: Rotaria sp. Silwood2
Lineage: Eukaryota; Metazoa; Rotifera; Eurotatoria; Philodinida; Philodinidae
Source: the annotation of a GenBank genome assembly
AUGGAUGGUAACAGUCACACAUUAUUUAUUGGUGCUUCAAUAUUAAAUAUUUCAAAUAAGAAUACAAAUGAUGAUUUAAAUACAAUGUUAUCUGUAUUAUCAACAACAGAUGAUACUGAAGCAGAUACAUUAAAUGAUGAAACAUUUGGUGAUUGUAAUUUAGAUACAAUUAAAAUAAAAUCUGAUUUUGAUGACAAUGGAGAAUUUCUUGGUGAUUAUUCAUCAGAAAGAUUACCAGAUUUUUUCGAUUCAUAUAUACCUGAUAAAGGAGGUGGAAUUUUACUUAUUGAUAAUAAUGAUCAAUCUCAACAACCAUCAAUUGAUGCUCUACUUGGUGAAGAUCCAAUGUGUAUAUCAGCAACAUCAAUUAAUCUUCGACAAUCAACAAUGAAUCCAUUAUUUAAUAUGGCUAUAUCACAAGCAAAUAAUACUAAUCAUGAAAAUAUUUUUUCUCAACAACAAACAUCACGUAUACCACCGAUAACAUUACCACCACCACAACAACAACAACAAAUUAAUUAUCAACUAUUAAAACAAUUCGAACAAAUGUUAAUUAAUCAACAAAUACCAUCACAAGAACGAAUACUUUAUUUACAAGCUAUGAUUGAAAAAAUGCAACGUGAUACAUUAAAUACUCAACAACAAAUAGCACGAACAACAAAUAUGAAUAUCAAUGGUCAUGAUCGAUCUAAUCAAAUAAAUUCAAAUCGAAUUCUUAAUAAUAAUUUAUUAUAUGAUCAACGUCAACAGCAACAACAACGUGAAGAAACACGUUCAAUGUCUAUUGGUGAAAUGAUGGAACGAGCUCGUUUAACAACAAUGAAUAUAAACAAUUCACGUUCACAAUCACCAACGAUUGUUAAUAGUGGUAUGUCAUCUCAAUUUAUGGAUGCUAUUCAACGAUCUGAUCAAAUUCCUAUUGUUGAUAAUCAUCAACAACAACAACAUCGAACAAAUAAUCAAUCAUCAUCAUCACCACUUGAUACAAUUGUUAGUCCAUCAUCACAUCAUCAUAAUCAAUCACGACAAAAUCGACCAGCAAAACAUUAUCCACGACCACCACUUCUUAAUACAUGGCAAGGACGUGGCUCUGGUCAUGAUGAAUUUGCUGGUAUGAUGACUGAUCGGGAAAAACAAUGGGUUGUUAAAAUUCAACUUCAUCAAGUAUCACAAACGCAAGAAGAAGAUUAUUAUUUUCAUAAAUGGUCACAACAAAAGCGUCAUAUACAACAAGUACAUGGUAAUCAAAUAAAUCGUCAUACUCAUCGUGGACAAAAAAUUAGUUAUCCAGUACUUCAAUUAUUAAAAUCAAUUCAACAAGAAAAUGAACUUGCUCAACGUUUAUCUCAAACAUCUACACAAGCUACAUUUUGUAACGUAAAUCCUACACAACUACUACCAUAUGCAUCACCAAUAUCAACACAACUUGGUAAACAAUCAAUGGCAACUGCUCGACAUCCAAGAUGUAUUCUUCAUCUUGAUGGUCAAUUUUCUUUGGGUACACGAGCAAAUGCCAUUACACAUGAUAAAUAUACUUUAGGUCUUUUAUUAAAUAUUGAAAAUUUAUAUCGUGAUAUUUUACGAUUGGAUAAUGAUGAUGUUAAAUUAUCAAUAUCAAAUCAAACAAAAAUUGAAACGAAUAAUACAGAAUCAGAAUCAACUAAUAUAACUUCUCAAUCAUCAACAACUGCUAUUGAAUCAAAACAACUACUGAGUUCAAUUAUUGAUCGUUAUUUAAAUGAUCAAAAUUAUUUAUUUGCUGAUAUGUUUGGCCAAUUUAAUAAAGGUCAAAUUAUACUGGAACGUUUAUAUCCAUAUUUAAAAACAACAAAUUAUCUUGAAUUCUUAUUUAUUCGUCUUUGCAGUUCAUUAAGUUAUAUGAUUCGUCGAUGGUCAACGGCAUUUCAUAUUGUACCUAGUGUUAUGAACACAAUUAAUCUUAUGCAACAACAAAUUAAUAUUAACAAAACCAGAUUUGAACAAUUAUUAGCUCAAGUUUAUAUUUAUUAUAAUGAACAAAUUAAAGCAAAGUUUGGCAAAUUUCAUUCUGCUGCAUCGACGAGUCCAUUUUCGGAUCCAAUAUUGUUUACAAAUUCGUAUACUGUAACUAUUUUAAUUGAACUUUUAUUUAUUUUGGAACGUCAAUGUUAUUUAUUAUCGAGUAAUAAUUCAUCAACAUCAACAUUACAAGUUAUGGAACAAUUACAACCUCAAUUACAAUAUCAAUUAACUGAACAUAUUCGUUUAUUUGUUACUGAUCUUUGUCAAGGACUUAUUGCUUGUUCAUCACCAGUAUAUACAUUGAAAAAAAUUCUUAAACCAUUUGCACAAAUAAAAAAUCAACAAUUUGGUUUUCUAUGCAAAUUUCUUCGUAUACAAAUAUCUCAAAAUGUUUAUGCAGCAUUGGAACCAAAACUUAUCUAUUGUUGCAUCAAAGAUACAUGA